AUGACAGCCGACACUGUCAGCUGCAAUGCCGCGCUGGCUUCAUGCGGGAAGUGUCAAAGAUGGAUGCAUGCACAGUGCGUGCUGGAGGCCAUGCCGGCCAUCUCGCUCAACGCGAGUCCGGACACCAUCAGCUACAACACUGCGGCCGCAAGCGCCGCAUGGCCGCGCUCCUUGGCGCUGCAAUUGCGCAUGGCCUGCGCGGCCUGCGGGCCGGAUGCCGUGACGCAGAACACCGUAGCGGCCGCAUGUGCACAAAGUGGCCAAUGGCGGCUUGCCCUUUGCGCCUGCGUGCAGCAGGCCUGGCCAGAUGCGUACAUGUUCAGCGCUGCGAUUUCCAGCAAGGAGGAGCCAUGGAAUGUUGGCCUUGGACUGCUGUGUCGCGCGGGGCAGUUACGGCUUCAUGGGAUGCUGGCCAGUUCCAAUGCAGCUAUUGCUCGCACCGCACGUGAGCAAUGGGCGGCAUCUUUGGCCAUCCUGCAAAAUCUGCAGGAGUCCUGGCUGCCAGACGUGAUCACGUAUAGUGCUGGCGUACAAGCAGCGCAGCAGGGCCUCCUGUGGACUGGUGCGCUACAACUGCUAGAAGGAGGCACCGCGGACCGACAGCUUGUGAACACUGUCAUCAACACUCUUUGCUCCGCGCGCGAACCGGGCAAAGUGCUGCAACUUUUGGAGCGCAGCGACGCGAUUGGCCUGUCUGCAGCCCUUUGGUCUCUGAGGAAUUGGCAGAGCUGGGAAAUGGCUUUGGCAUUUCUUCAGCGUGCCGGCAAUUGUUGGAUUCGCCCUGCCACAAUGCCUUGCGGUGCAGCUGUCGCUGUUUGCAACCAGGCCCUGCGCUGGGACGUUGCAGGGGAGCUGCUGAACUCGAUGGGUGCGCUCCAGCCGGAUGCGCUCGCCUUCAAUGCAGCGGCAGUCUCGGAGGUGGUCCAUGCGUGGGACUUCGAGCUGUCCGUUCUGGCCUCGAUGCGGCGGAUGCUCCUAGAGUCCAGCUUGGUCACCUAUGGUGUCAACAUGGCCGCGCAUGCCAAGAGCCAAUUGUGGGAAGCCGCGCUGCAGCUUGCAGUCGAGAUGGCGAAAAGGAGCCACAAAAGCGACCUGGUGGUCUCCAGCUCGAGCGCGACGGCCUGCGUGGCCUGCGCCAAGUGGGCGGAGGCCUUAGCCCUGGCGCAGGCGCAGCCAGAUGAAUUCACCUGGAGCUCUGGAAUCACAGCUUGCGCGGGAAAGUGGGUGCGUGGCUUGCGCGUUUUGCUUGACAUGCCGCGGUGGCAGCUCCGCCUGGACUUGACGUGCUGCAAUCUGGCGCUGAAGGGCUGUGCUUGGCUUCAGGCGCAUGGCCUGCUGUUGCAUGCCGCGAGCCAGCAAGUCGCCGCCGACGACAUCAGCUUAGACAGCCUCAUCCGGGAGUGCAAGAAAGCUGGACAGUGGCAAAUGCCCUUGAGCAUGACCAGCUCCGUGGAGUCGAUGACCCGGGAGUGCAAGAACGGCAUCAUUGCUGCCUCUGAAGCUGCCGAAGUCCCCUUUGCAGCGAGUCGAUGUUGA
This is a messenger RNA of Effrenium voratum, 1536 nucleotides long. NCBI's taxonomy places the organism in Eukaryota, Dinophyceae, Suessiales, Symbiodiniaceae. The record is from the annotation of a GenBank genome assembly.